CAUAUAAAACCAAGUAAACGAAACGCUACUACCGCAGUGUGUCACUCCUUCAUCUCCCCUCCAAGCUUACACAGUACAAACCCAACACUGUCCGUCUACUCAUCUUCCAUUUCUUCUCCAAUGCUUUUUCAUCACCUCAUUGAUCUCGUACCAAACUUCUUUCACACAUUCCCAUUCAGAUUUUGACGAUUCGUUUCUCGCACGUCGCGCACCAUUUCCCUGACACGUUACUUUCCAACUCUUCUCAACUCGGAAGGUUCAAAUAACGAUUCAAGAAGAUGUCGCUGUAUAUCGGUAAACUGUCUGGACGCGUUGGGAGAGAUGAACUUGAGCGUGUUUUCCGUAGAUUUGGGCAUUGUAAUGUUCAGAUGAAAAGUGAAGGGUAUGGGUUUGUGGUAUUUGACUUCCGUAAGGAUGCGGAGAAUGCUUUGAGAGCAUUGAAAGGUAGAAAUAUAUGUGGGGAACCAUUGACUUUGAUGUGGUCCAAACAACAACCCAAGUCACAUUUUACAAAAUUUGAUAAGGGUGGUGGAAGAAGUGCUCAUGAGUUGCAAGGUGGGAGGGUUUUUGACAGAUUGGGGUAUGGAGGAAAGAAACAGGGUUUUGAUGGACGGAGGAAUCACAAUAUGAGUAUUGUUGAAAGGGGUAAAUCCGAUGAUAUGUCUGGUGUAAAGAGGGGAUAUAAUGAAGAUGGUUUUAAGGAUUGUGGUGGAGAAAAAAAAGAUCACGGAGGAGACUUUCCAGAUGAAGGUGGUGGAGUUGUUCCCAACCAGGAGGAAAAUGGUAAAUGCGUUGAGCCAACUCAUGAUCUGGAAAUUGACUAUGGGAAUGGGAAUACUUUGGAAUUUGAUCGUUAUGAACCUUCCCGUUGCUAUGACAGGAAGAAUGGCAAAGAAGAUUACUCUGGCAGUUUUAGAAAAGUACAUUCCCAAGAGAAUGUAGGCAGAGCACAGAUUGGAGAGGACACAUUGAAUUGCCCAAAUGGUUCAAAAUUCCAGCAAACUUGUGGAGAAGCAGGUCAUAAAAUGCAAAAUUGUAGGAAAGAACGCACUUUACAGAGAAAAUAUAACAGAUCGGAAUUGGAUGAUGGGAAGGAUGAUAAAAUAGACAAAAGGCGUAGAGUUGAAGAUGAUAUUAAACCUGUACAUGGUUCUUGUGUGAAUCCACAGUCAAAUAGUGAUGCUUCAUUGACGAGUCACCAGAGAGAUAAGUGGAGGGUGUCUGAUUCACAGCAUGAUUGUGCACCAUUGAGAAAUGUAUCAUCCCUGGUAACAAAGGAAGCUGAUAUAUAUCAAAGAAAGGAGUAUGGAGGAAGAAAGCAAAGUAAAAAUAUUAUAGAAUCACCUAAAAGAUCUAGGGCAAAGAUAUCAAGGCAGUCAGUCUCAUCAUCUAUGCUUUCAGAUUGCUCUGCAUAUCGCUCACUGACACAUUCCCAAUCAUCCAAGUCAUUGCCCAGGCCUUCUCCAUAUUGUAGAUCAAGAUCAGUGUCUUCUAGAGCACACUCUUCAUCUCCAAAGUUAAGGUCUUCCUCAAAAUCUCAAAAUUGUAGAGGAAAAAAAUUACAUUCAAUGAGUUCAAGUUCCCCUACAUCUUUGUCUGGAUCACUCGAUCAGCCUUUACUGUCAUCUCCAAAUAAAAUCCAGUUUAAUUCAAAAAGCUCAUCCACUGACGCUGAUGCUGCACUUGAGCCUAUGGAUCAUAUGGUUGCACAGGGACAACAGAUUGGCAGUACAAUGGGAUUGGAGAAUUUACAGUCCAAGGACUCAGGUAUUGCUGUAAAUGGACAGGCUGCAGUGUCCGCUACAGCAGUGGAUGCCACAGAAAAGGAUCAACAUGAGCAGGUGGACAAUAAUGGGGAUUUAACCAAACCAAUUGUUGCAGGGAAUUUGUAUCCCAGGAGGGUGAAAGAGGCAGAGGGCUUUCAGAAUUCUGGAACACUGAUGGUGGAUGAUAUUGAUAUUACAACUGAAGUUCAGAAGCCAACUUUGGAAACCCAUAUUAAUUCCAGUUCUGGCCGCUCAACCAUCAUAUCCACAGAGGAAAUGCACAUGGUUCUUAGUAAAAGUGGCUUGGAUCUUCCGAAAGGCCAUGAAAUAAAGUUAACAACGGAUGACUUCUUUGGUGCUGCUCGGUUGUGGCCUUGGUAUAUUAUAUAUUACCGUAGGUUGAAGAAGGGCCCAAUUUCAAUUGAGAACUAUGCCAGGCGGGUUGCUCAAAAUGAGGAAUUCUGCAUUGUUGAUAAGUACAUAAGAAGCAGUAGUGGGUGGGGAGAAUUCAGUCUUGAGCACUCUUGAUAGCUUACACUGCUCUGUGUCUAUAAAGUUUGCCCAGGUUGGUGUGUCAUGGAGAAAAAGGUGUUGCUCAUCAUCCAAAUUUAAUCACUUGUCUGGUAUACUAUUAUUAUAGCUGCUUAUUUUCUUUUAUGAGGAGGGUGGGUUUUGGAUUAAAUAUUAGUGGUAGAUCUUUCAUCUUUGUGUAAGUAUUGAUCAUGUGUCUAUGGCCAUCCCGGGGGGAAAGUAGGAAUCAGAAAGGAAAUACUUUUCCAUAAUGAUUAAGUUGUUAUUUUGAUUAACAUGAUAUAUAUUAUAGAAAAUGGAAAAAACAUUGAUAUGGGUAAUGCAAGGGCGUGAAAAUGUAUUUGGCUAGUGUUACCAACAAGAACUUGUUUGCCUUGUGACUUAAACAGGAAUGAUAAAAUGAGUAAAAUCAAAUGUAUGUAUAAAUGAAAAGUAUAAUAUAUCUUAUAGCAUGCAUAUGUAGAGAAUGCAUGCAAAAUAUCAAACUUAUCACUAAGUAAGACAGUUUUUAUUUCUACAAGUGCUAUUUUUGGUUUGAGUUCGAAAGAGGGGUUUCAUCGGAAUUGGAGUCCCAUAAGGGUUUGGGAUUGGAUUUGUUAUGGUCAAGAGUGUAGGAAGAAAAAAGAAGUGGGGAAAUGAGUUGGUGGAAGUGAUUAGUUGUGUCCUUGUUGUUAAUUUGGAUAUGUGGGUGAUUGUGGAGAGGAAUAGUAAUUUGAGAAGAAGAGGAAAAUAAGAGUUUUAGAGGGUGUUAGAUCUUGUAUUUUUCUGCUACAAGGCUGAAGAAAUUCCUAAUUUAGCCCUACAUUGGAUUUCUGUUGUUUUUUGUCUAGUAGCUAGAAAAUUCACCUUAAAGGUUAAUAAGUUGAGUAUCCUGGGUUCAAACCUCGGCUUCUGCACAUAUAGUGCGAUGUUCCUACAUUGAAUUUCUAUUGUUUUUAUCUUUUAUUUUUAGUUUAAAUGAGUCAGGAAA
Molecule: messenger RNA, 3267 nt
Organism: Trifolium pratense (red clover)
Lineage: Eukaryota; Viridiplantae; Streptophyta; Magnoliopsida; Fabales; Fabaceae
Product: serine/arginine-rich splicing factor 4-like
Exons: 3
Coding region: 279-2294 (671 amino acids)
Molecular function (GO): RNA binding
Source: RefSeq, a predicted model, not a curated record